AUUGGCCACACGGCGCCAACCGUCGGUAUUUGAAUUCUCGGGCGCGGCAGAUGCCGUCGCAAACUGGAAAGGCGAAUCGCCUUUCAUCGGCUCGGUCUCCCUGCGCGGCGUGCUUCCUUCGUCGUGGCGGUCGGCAGCGCGGGCCCACAGCCCGGCAGCGGCAGGCAGAAUGAGUCUGCAAGUCUUAAAUGAUGAGAAUGUCGCCCAUGAAAAAAAUGCAGAAAACUGCAACUUCCUGUUUUCGCCACCAGCCCUUACCGGAAGAACAUCUGUUCUUGGUCUGUCACAGAAGGAAAAUGUACCGCCCAAGAAUCCGGCUAAAGCCACCAAGGUGACUUUUCAGACACCUCUGCGGGAUCCACAGACACACAGGAUUCUAAGUCCCAACAUGACCAGCAAACUUGAGACUCUUUUUACUCUGGAUGACAACAUCGGAUUAGAAAACUCUUGCUAUGCCUGGAUACAGAAAGAGACCCAACAGCUCACCAAGGAUGUGGAUACCAGGUUGCCCAAUGGAAUUCUCCAAAAGCCAGCUAUGGCUGGUUCUGGCCUUUCUCCAGGGGACACCACCUCGGCCUCUGAAGAUGACAGUUGCUGCAAGCCUGGCCUGAUACACCUGGCUAACUCAAGUGUCUCAAGUUCUGCCCAGAGCCCAGGAAGUCCUGAAAAUCAGAUGUUGUCUCCAGGACAAAAGUCUGGCAGUGCUGGCCAGGCCUUGAAGGACAGUGUUAGUUCUCACUCCUCACCUGAAAGCAUGCCCCCCACCACUGAGGUCCUCAAAGACCCUCUUGGGACAGCACCCCAACACCAAAUGGGUACUCCUCCUACAGCCCUGGGAGGGAGCCCCUCCAGCUCUGCCCCAAUCCAGCCUCCUACUCCUGGAAGCCCAGAUGCAGGCGCACCCCCUGCAGGCCUGAUUGGCCCUCAGAACCUGGCCGUGGCCAGCCCAGGUUCCCAGACAGAGGAAGCUGCCAGCCAAAUAGCCAUUAAUCCAAAAUUCGAGCCCAUAAAGCUAGAGUUUGACUUCUCUAAUGGGGCCACAAGCAAAAGGGCAGCUCCACCACGGAGACAAGGAAAGAGGCCCAAGGAGAAGCAGCCACAGGCCCCUGAGAAAGCAAAAGAGGAAGAUGGGGCCAGAGGAGCAGACCAGGUCCCUGCGCCGGCUUCCCAGAGCUCCUACCACCUCAACUGGGACAAGCUGGAUGACCCAAACUUCAACCCCUUUGGAGGUGGCUCCACGUUGGCCAGCAAAGAAGCCCAGCCCGCCGAAAGCCCUGGGGCCAGGUUGGCGCCACCUGCAAAGGACUUGAAUCCAAGCCAGCAGCUGUGCACAGCCCCAGAGGGUGACAGGCCUGCGGUGCAGACAGUGGCUGACGCCCUGAACACAGAGGGCCGGGUACAGGAGGGAAGCUCCAGCUGCUCAGACGCCUCGGCUCCCACGGGCGGCCUGGAUCAUCCAUUGCCGGCCCCCUCCCAGCCCAGCCUGCAGCCCAUCCUGAACCUGGAGGAAGAGAACUUCAGAGACCCUGCUGAGGUUCUAGGCACUGGUGCAGAGGUGGACUAUCUAGAGCAGUUCGGGACAUCCUCGUUUAAGGAAUCGGCCUGGAGAAAACAGUCCUUAUACCUGAAAUUCGACCCGCUCUUGAAGGACAGCCCUGAGCGGCCAGUGCCCGUGGUCCUGGUGACUGACAGCGUGCAGGAUACAGGCGAACCUUCCCUGGGGAACCUGCCAGAAGGCAAGCUUGUGGAACUGGACUUCUUGGGCGCACUGGACGUCCCCGUGCCGGGCCCGCCCCCAAGUGUCCUGGAGCCUGGUGGCCUUCCCCCACCCACCCGACCCAUGCCCAUCGUGGAUGUGCUACAGUACAGCCAGAGCGACCUAGACAUGGCGGUGAGCGCAGCCCAGAAGGAGAAUAAGGAGCUGAGGCGCCGGUGUGAGGAGCUACAAGGAAAGAACCUGGAGAUGGGGAAGAUCAUGGACGGCUUUGAGGGGGUCGUGUACCGGGCAAUGGAGGAUGCCCAGAGACAGAAGGAGCUUGCCAGUGCUGAGAUCCAAAAGGUCCUCGGGGAGCGAGACCAGCUCACUGCCGACCUGAGCUCCAUGGAGAAGUCGUUCUCUGACCUCUUCAAGCGCUUUGAGAAGCAGAAGGAAGUGAUUGAAGGCUACCAGAAGAACGAGGAAUCACUGAAGAAGUGUGUGGAGGGCUACAUUGCCAGGGUGGAGAAGGAGGCCCAGCGGUACCAGGCGCUGAAGGCCCACGCGGAAGAAAAGCUCAGGCUGGCGAACGAGGAGAUCGCCCAGGUCCGCAGCAAGGCCCAGGCAGAGGCGCUGGCCUUCCAGGCAAACCUAAGGAAGGCGCAGAUGCAGAUCCACUCCCUGGAGAAGGCUGUAGAACAGAAGAGCAAGGAGAACGAUGAGCUGACCCGGAUCUGUGAUGACCUCAUCUCCAAGAUGGAGAAGAUCUGACUGGCACCAUGGCCAAUGGGCUCUGCUGCCUGCCUGCCUGUCUGUUUUUCCGUCCGUCUGUCUGUCUGUCUGAAACUAGAUUGUCUUUAAAAGAGGACUAAAUAAAGUUUCCCUUAAGUUCAGA
Molecule: messenger RNA, 2591 nt
Organism: Chinchilla lanigera (long-tailed chinchilla)
Lineage: Eukaryota; Metazoa; Chordata; Mammalia; Rodentia; Chinchillidae
Gene: Tacc3
Product: transforming, acidic coiled-coil containing protein 3
Exons: 16
Coding region: 170-2467 (765 amino acids)
Biological process (GO): cerebral cortex development; mitotic spindle organization; cell population proliferation
Cellular component (GO): cytoplasm
Source: RefSeq, a predicted model, not a curated record